AAUAGAGUUCGUGAAAACGUGUAAGCGCCCUCUCUCCCACUCCUUCUUCGUCACAUAGUAUUAUCAGAAUCCACAAAACACACUCAAAAUCUUCUUUUUUUAACUUCACACACAAGACAAAACUACACAACUUCCAGUUUUGAACCUUACAAUGGAACCAAUUCUUGAGAAAGUCUCAUCAGCACGUUGGCAAUUUCUUGUUCAAGCAGCAACAUGGACAGUACUCCUAAUGUUAACGGUGGCUUUGGCUUCAUUCGCUCCGGAGAUGGCUUUCGUGUCCAAAAUAUCAUCAUCGUCUUCUUCAGAUGGGUUCUUAAGGAUUCCGAUGGAAGAAACUGUGAUCAUACCCUCAGAAAUGGUGAAGAAAUCGACUUUGGAUCUUUUUGUUCCGACUAUAUUCGCAGGCGUUAUGGUUAUUGCUUCUGUCUCUUUGUUACGGUCUUGUUUUGGUAUCGAAGGUGUUGUCGAAAUGGAAGAACAAUGUUGAUUAACUUAAUAUGUUACGAUUUAUAUUAGUUUAAUUGUAAUCGUAAACAACAAAGGGUCCUUAGCUCAGUGGUAGAGCAAUUGACUGCAGAUCAAUAGGUCACCGGUUCGAAUC
This is a messenger RNA of Camelina sativa (false flax), 601 nucleotides long. NCBI's taxonomy places the organism in Eukaryota, Viridiplantae, Streptophyta, Magnoliopsida, Brassicales, Brassicaceae. The record is from RefSeq and is a predicted model, not a curated record.